UCUGACUCAUUCGCACAGGUACCCUCUCGUCGUUUUCUCGUUAGCUGGUAAGAUCUCGCACUCUCGCUGCACUGCUUAAUCAACUAUAAAUGUUUCCUCUUGAUUUAUAAAAAAAUCAAGAAUUACUCGCUGCAAUAGUAUCAUUAUUCUGGGGGAAAGAAGAAGGCGAACGGGACGGGGAAGAGUGAAGAGAGUGCGAUGGAUGAAGGUGAGGGAGGGUACGGUGAGAGUGGGGAUCCGAUGGAUCAGUUCCAUCGCAAUGAAGCGAUAUCAGCUGUAGCUGAUGAGGGUUUUUUGGCCGAGGAGGACGACGAUUACGAGGACCUUUACAACGACGUUAAUGUUGGGGAAGGUUUUCUUCAGUCUUUAAGAAAGAACGACGAUUCCGGGCUUCGGAAUGAGGAGGUUGAGGAGAAAAAGACGCAAUCAGCCGCCGUGCCGCCGGAAACUGGUGGUGUUUCUAUCCCGGGUGUCGGUGUCGGUGGUGGUGGUGGUGGUACUGGCGCAGAUGGGAUUCAAAAUCAAGGGUUUAGAGGAAAUGAGAUGGUUGUGAAAGGUAGUGGUGGAUCGGGUACCUCUAUGGGUGUUGGAGGUGGGAUGAGGGUUGAAUUAGGGCAACAACCGGGCAAGUCGAAUGAGAUAGAGGAGCAGAGUGCUAAUAACAGUGUGGUAGUACAAGGCAUGGGGCAGCAACAUCAUGGUGGAGUUGUUGGGAACGUGGGGAAUGAGAAUUUGAUGAGGCAAGGUGGUGGAGGAGGAAAUCUCAAUAGAACUGGUGGCAAUGGGGUUGGGAAUAAUGGGAGUGGUGUCAAUGUGGUCAACACUGGAGGAGGAGCUGCUAUUCCUGGUGGUGGUGGAAGUGGCGGUGGGGGCACCAUUUUAUUUGUUGGUGAUUUACACUGGUGGACUACUGAUGCUGAGUUGGAGGCAGAACUUUGUAAGUAUGGGCCAGUGAAGGAGGUGAAAUUUUUUGAUGAGAAGGCUAGUGGGAAAUCAAAAGGGUAUUGCCAGGUUGAGUUUUAUGAUCCUGCUGCUGCAUCUGCCUGUAAAGAAGGAAUGGCUGGGCAUAUGUUUAAUGGGCGACCAUGCGUUGUUGCUUUUGCUUCUCCUUUUACUGUCAAGAGAAUGGGAGAGGCUCAGGUCAGCAGGAAUCAACAGAUGGCCCAAUCUACUACUUCUCAGGCAAGGAGAGGACCUGCUGAUUCAGGGGCUAAGACGGGUGGGAACAACAUUACUACAGGUGGGAACUACCAAGGUGGAGAUGGCAAUCGAGGCUAUGGGAGAGGUAACUGGGGGAGAGGGAAUAAUCCUGGUAUGGGAAAUAGGGGUCCUGUUAAUCCAAUGAGGAAUAGAGGUGGUGGGAUGGGGGGUAGAGGCAUCAUGGGUAAUGGUGGCAAUGGAUUUGGACAAGGUAUUGGUGCCACCCCGCCUCUGUUGCAUCCUCAGUCAAUGAUGAAUCAGGGUUUUGAUCCUGCAUUUGGAGGGCCUAUGGGUAGAAUGGGUGGCUAUGGAGGCUUUCCAGGUGCUCCAACUCCUCCAUUCUCUGGCAUUUUGCCUUCAUUCCCGGCAGUUGGAGGUGUUGGUUUGCCUGGAGUGGCACCUCAUGUUAAUCCAGCCUUUUUUGGAAGAGGGAUGCCCAUGAAUGGUAUGGGGAUGAUGCCCACUUCAACAGUUGAUGGGCCUAAUAUGGGAAUGUGGUCAGAUCCAAGUAUGGGUGGAUGGGGUGCUGAAGAGCAUGGUGGUGGGAGGGCUGGAGAGUCUAGUUAUGGUGAGGAAGCUGCAUCAGAACAUCAGUAUGGUGAGGUGAGUCAUGAUAGAGGUGGUUGGCCGAAUGCCAUGAGGGAAAAAGAUAGAGGAUCAGAAAGGGACUGGUCUGGCUCCUCUGAACGAAGGUACAAGGAUGAUAGAGAUCCAGGAUAUGAGAGAGAUGCACCUAGAGAAAAAGACAUGGGGCAGGACCAUGAGUGGUCUGAAAGAAGACACCGUGAUGAUAGAGAAGUAGGUCGUGAACGUGAUAGGGAGCGUGACCGUGACCGUGAACGGUCUCGAGACCGUGACCGAGACCGUGAUAGGGAUCGUGAAAGAGACCGUGAACGUGAUAGGUACAAGGAAGAAAGGGACAGAUAUGCUGACCAUCAUAGGUACAGAGAUCGUGAAGCAGACCAUGAGGAUGAGUGGGAGCGGGGAAGGUCAUCAAGGACUCACAGCAAAUCAAGAUUAUCCCAAGAGGACGAUCAUCAUUCUAGAUCUAGGGAUGCUGAUUAUGGGAAGAGGCGACGACUUACAUCUGAGUAACUUAAUAUGAUGUUUAAUAUUUUUAGUAUUUUUGGGAUAACUUUCCAUUGAGGAAGAAUAGAACAGAAGCUGAAAAUUAAGGAUUUGUCAUGGUUGGAUUGACUCUGGUUGCACUCCUCCAGUCCAGAAGUUGUUGAGCAGCUGUUUUGUUUCAAUCUCUUGUUCUGUGUACCUCUCAUCUGAAGCUUGCUUUUGUACUUCUGUGAGAAAGGGACAAUUGUAUUGGGAAAGGAAGCUGUUCAUUCAAUCUCAGUCUUGCUUCGGAGAUCAAGUGGACCUUGUUGAGUGUCGAAGAGACAAGUCAUGACAAUCCAUUGCCUACAUUGAAAAGUGGAACAUUUGCUAUGAAGUUAUUAGCUUUUGUUUUGGAUUUAUGUUUAGUUCAAAUGAUAAACCAACGUUGUUGUAUUGGGUUGAACUUAUGGAAGUUUGAAAUGUGGUAGACUAUUUUGAACUUUAAUGUAUGACAUGUGGUAGACUAUUUAGAACUAUUUGUAUGAUUGAUGUAUUAGGAUUUAGCUGAGGAUGUUUGUAAUGUGCCUUUUCUGAUUUGCUGGCUGUUGUAUCAUUUCUUCCCAGUUGUUGUGUUUUACCCCCAACCUUUGUUAGUAUACCACACGGAUGAGCAUGCGAUUUUUGUA
Molecule: messenger RNA, 2936 nt
Organism: Neltuma alba
Lineage: Eukaryota; Viridiplantae; Streptophyta; Magnoliopsida; Fabales; Fabaceae
Exons: 3
Coding region: 199-2295 (698 amino acids)
Molecular function (GO): RNA binding
Source: RefSeq, a predicted model, not a curated record